Paramuricea clavata is the source of this 849-nucleotide messenger RNA. The record is from the annotation of a GenBank genome assembly. NCBI's taxonomy places the organism in Eukaryota, Metazoa, Cnidaria, Anthozoa, Malacalcyonacea, Plexauridae.
AUGUCACUAAAAACCAGCAAAGUACCUCAGAAAUGGAAAUUCGCUAAUUUAUUACCACUCCCUAAAGAAUCACCAUUAAAUUCGUGUAACCAGUUAAGACCAAUCUCUCUGACGGACAUCAUCAUGAGACUAUUCGAGAAGUGCGUGUAUAAAUCUGAAAUCGAACCUAUCACAAGAAAUAACAUUGGUCCUGACCAAUUUGCUUAUAAAAAGGGUCAAAACUCGACUAUGGCUCUGAUUAAAUCCCAACAUCAAUGGCUAGAGUGGCUGGAUAAAAACGCUAAUUAUGUUAGAGUGCUGUCGUUCGAUUUCAGCAAAGCAUUUGACAGUGUGCCCCACGAUCUUUUGUUUGAAAAAGUUAAAAAGCUACCCAUUAAUCCGUAUGUGGUGAACUGGUUAAUUAGCUUUCUAGAAAAUAGAAUACAAAGAGUAAUGGUUGAUGGAAUGGUUACAGAAUAUUUAUAUAUUAAUCGUGGUGUCCCUCAAAGUACUGUUUUAGGCCCAGUUCUUUUCUCAAUAAUGGUUGAUGAUAUUAAAACUGCUGAUCCUAGUAAUGCGUUAGUCAAAUUUGCUGACGAUUUGACGUUAGGAGUGCCUGGUAACGAAAGUGGUGACACAUCUCGAUCUGAAGCUGCCUGUUUACAGGAUUGGGCGGAAGAGAAUAGAAUGCCCUUAAACUUGGAAAAAACGUACGAAAUGGUUGUUCGCAGACACACCUCUGUAGUUUUGCCCGAGCUUAUCCCGUCAAUUAAGCGAAAAACAUGGCUAAAGCUUUUAGGAGUUACUCUACAAGAUAACCCGUGCAACUGGGAUUUGCACUUUGAAGAAAUGCUCAAAAAAGCAAGUUGA